AUGAUCAUCAAGCGCAAAAGCUCUCUUCAACUUCUCCAUACUUUUCUCCUUGUGGUAUUAUCAUACUUGAACCUUGCACUCUCCUCCUCAGGAGUUGGAGAUCAUGCUGAAAUAAUCAGGUGCAUUGAGAGGGAGAGACAAGCUCUCCUCAACUUCAAACAAGCUCUUAUCGACGAUUACAGUCGUCUCUCUUCGUGGGAGAGUACUAAAGACUGUUGCAAAAAAGGUAAUAACAUAACGGAAGAGCUUCACGAGUUUCUGCAAAAAUUGUCUGGGGCAAAGAAUUCAUUAGAGAUACUGGAUUUAUCUUCCAACCAGCUUAAAGGUUCAUUGGCUGAUUUCACUAGAUCAUUUUCUCUGCUAAGAGAAUUGCAUCUUGAUAAUAAUCUAUUGAGUGGAUCAUUCCCAAAAAGCUUUGGAAACCUUCAAAGUCUAGUUUAUCUGUCUUUGGGGGGAAUCAAAUUACGAAGUCAUCUCCUGAUCUUUUCACUAUCUCCAUCUUUUGAAUCUUUACUAAUUGGACACAAUCAGUUGAAUGGGACUAUAGACAGAAGUGUUUGGACUUCCUCACCAGCCCAAGUAUUUCAGCUGCGCUUUCAACUCAUUAACAGGCAUAAUCUCUGA
This is a messenger RNA of Rhododendron vialii, 624 nucleotides long. Its product is annotated as probable leucine-rich repeat receptor-like protein kinase At1g35710. The coding region runs from base 1 to 624 and encodes 207 amino acids. Gene Ontology annotation, molecular function: protein binding. NCBI's taxonomy places the organism in Eukaryota, Viridiplantae, Streptophyta, Magnoliopsida, Ericales, Ericaceae. The record is from RefSeq and is a predicted model, not a curated record. The transcript is spliced from 2 exons.